Messenger RNA from Merops nubicus (carmine bee-eater), 1257 nucleotides. It is a transcript of the gene COG3, whose product is annotated as component of oligomeric golgi complex 3. Gene Ontology annotation, biological process: intra-Golgi vesicle-mediated transport; Golgi organization; intracellular protein transport. Gene Ontology annotation, cellular component: COG complex; membrane; cis-Golgi network. The record is from RefSeq and is a predicted model, not a curated record. NCBI's taxonomy places the organism in Eukaryota, Metazoa, Chordata, Aves, Coraciiformes, Meropidae. The transcript is spliced from 12 exons. The annotation marks the transcript as partial.
UCAGAACUCGUUGACCUGGCUGAAAACAUCCAGCAGAAACUGUCUUAUUUUAACGAGCUGGAAAACAUCAACACAAAACUGAAUUCCCCAACGCUGUCUGUGAACAGUGAAGGAUUCAUCCCCAUGCUGGCUAAGCUUGAUGAUUGUAUUGCAUAUAUCUCAUCCCAUCCCAAUUUUAAAGACUAUCCUGUAUAUUUGGUCAAGUUUAAACAAUGCCUUUCUAAAGCUAUGCACCUCAUCAAGACAUACACUGUGACUACCCUGCAGAACCUCACCAGCCAGCUGAUGAAAAGGGAUCCUUCAGCUGUGCCAAAUUCUGACAAUGCCUUCACUCUGUUCUAUGUCAAAUUCAGAGCAGCUGCUCCCAAAGUCAGAACUCUUAUUGAACAAGUGGAGCAAAGAUCUGAGAAAAUGCCAGAGUAUCAACAAGUUCUGAAUGAAAUCCAUCAAUGUUACCUUGACCAGAGGGAGCUUUUGCUUGGGCCAAGUAUUGCCAGCACUGUUACAGAGUUAACCAGUCAGAACAACAGGGAUCAUUGUGCUCUGGUCCGAAGUGGUUGUGCCUUUAUGGUCCAUGUGUGCCAGGAUGAGCACCAGCUUUACAAUGAGUUCUUCACAAAACCAACACCUAAACUGGAUGAACUGUUGGAGAAGUUGUGUCUUUCCUUGUAUGAUGUCCUGAGGCCAAUGAUCAUCCAUGUCAUCCACUUAGAGACACUUUCUGAACUCUGUGGGAUUCUCAAAAACGAGAUGCUUGAAGAUCAUGUCCAGAACAAUGCUGAACAACUGGGUGCAUUUGCAGCUGGUGUCAAGCAGAUGUUAGAAGAUGUCCAAGAACGUCUUGUCUAUAGGACACAUAUUUACAUUCAGACUGAUAUCACAGGCUACAAGCCUGCUCCAGGUGACCUUGCAUAUCCAGACAAGCUGGAAAUGAUGGAGCAAAUUGCCCAGAGUUUGAAAGAGGAACAGAAGAAGCUGCCACCUGAAGCUUCAUUUUCAGAUGUCCAGCUGGAAGAUCCAGAGUCCAGCUUAAUUAAAUCUGGUUCAGCAGAAUCCCUUAACCCCAGGCACCAGACCACCAUCUCACCAGCAGAUCUGCAUGGAAUGUGGUAUCCUACUGUCAGAAGGACCCUCGUGUGUCUCUCCAAACUGUACAGAUGCAUAGAUAGGGCAGUGUUUCAGGGACUAUCACAGGAGGCCUUGUCUGCCUGCAUCCACUCACUGCUGGGAGCUGCCGAUUCCAUCAGCAAAAACAAG